Messenger RNA from Debaryomyces fabryi, 825 nucleotides. RefSeq lists its product as uncharacterized. The coding region runs from base 1 to 825 and encodes 274 amino acids. Lineage: Eukaryota; Fungi; Ascomycota; Pichiomycetes; Serinales; Debaryomycetaceae. The transcript has a single exon. The record is from RefSeq and is a predicted model, not a curated record.
AUGGUAUUGAUGUAUGGCUCCAAAACUGCAGGCUCCUUUGCAAUCACAGAAAUUCUCGAAUCAUACAGAGAACAAGAUGCUGUAUUGGAGAUUAGCCCUGACGAUUACCACAAAUUGACAGGCUACUCGCAGUUUAUCAGUGCUGACGAACGCAUGCGGAUCUUAAACCUGACAUUCACCGAGCUGUUACUCCGCGACAUUGACCAGCUCGUAUAUUGGAUCACAAACGAGUGUCUCAGGAAAGAGUUUGAUGAAAAUCUUGCGGUUGCAACAGAGGGUGGUGUAUCUGAUACAGCUCCCGCAGGUGAAGAUAUUACCGCAUUUGACUUGGAGGGAGACGACAUAGCGGUAGGAAUCUUGGAUGAAGACAACUUUGGCAACCACAACGACUUGAGGGUGUAUUUAGAGGCUACUACUAGUACUACCACUGGGCCUGUACCAGCCGAGUCGGGGUCUGGACCAUCACAAGACGAAGACCCUGAGUCCUUGGCUAAUUUGUACUAUCCGCUUUAUGGAGAAGAAGCAAGGGAACAAGAGCAAGAGCGAGAGGAAGGUACAUCUGGUUCGAAAGAAAACUCUUUUGUGAUAUUCCUUGGGUUUCUAGGGUCUGUGUAUCAGACCAAGAAGUUUUGUCGGUCGUUGAGUGGAAUAGGCUACGUAGCCAAGACGUGCAUUUUGUUAGAUAUCAUCAAGCGGGCCCGUCUAUGUCAUGUGUCACUUCGAGAGGCAGAGGAUGUCUCGAUUGUGGAGGCGGGCCUGUACCGCUUGUUGACUCUGGCACGUACGCACUACAUACAUCUAGGACUCUCAUUAGCCCGUAGCUAA